Molecule: messenger RNA, 1014 nt
Organism: Lactuca virosa
Lineage: Eukaryota; Viridiplantae; Streptophyta; Magnoliopsida; Asterales; Asteraceae
Source: the annotation of a GenBank genome assembly
AUGGAAGAACACAAGGAAUGCGACGCCAUAGGUUCGCAAUCACAAAAAAGGAACCACAUUCAUCGUGUUUAUUUCGUCAAGUUUCAGCCAUUUCCUGAUGAAAUGGAAAAAGAAGAGGCCGAAAAUCAGUAUAAGUUGCUGGGUCUUGCUCAAUCCAGUAUCAACGAAGACAUAAAUCGACUAAAAGCAGAUGAACUUCAAAUAAACCGGAAAUUAAACUGGUUUUCACGUUGUGAUGAAUAUAUACAAUGGAAGAGACAAGAAAUCGAGAGUCUUCAAGGUUGUCAUGGUAAAGUCGAACCUCCUUUGCCGGAAAAAGAUGAUCAGAAACGCUGCCAUAAAAGACUGAUCAAGGAAGGGAAGCUGGAUACGGAGUAUUUGCAACAAGUUCAGGAAGAACUUCUAUCUUCAAAGAAAUCCGGUGGAAUGAAUUCUUGUGGUAGACAAGAACUUAAAUAUCUGGUCAAAAGCAUGUCCCAAAGGAUCCAACAUGGAAACACGAAUAGUAGGGCAGAUGAAAUGAGAAUUUAUCACGAAACAAAAAAUGUAAAUGAAACAAGAGAAAUGUACACUGCACCAGAAUCUGAACCUCAUAGUCAUUGGCAUUCAAGAGAACGGAAAUCGAAGCGAGAUAUGGAUUGUGAGAGAGCUAUGCAACAUAAGAUAAAGAUUCGGUUAGACGACAUUGAGGACAUGAAAAUGGAUCUAAGGGGACGUAAAGCUAGAGUUGCACGACUUAAAGCUGAUUUGGAACUUGUAAGAAAGAGCAUUGGUUGUUUACACAAGGAGCUUGAAGAAGUUAAUACAAAGAGAUCCAAAACCUAUAAACGUGCUUUUGAGCUUGGGGAACAAAAGAAAGGACUGAGAUACGCAAACGCACUUAUACGAAAAGGCGAUGUUGUUGGACUAAAACAAGUAUGUGAAACACAGGUUCAAGGGUUCAUGAGGCAGUGGACCAACAGUAAAGCAUUCAGGGACGAUUACGAGAAAAGAAAGCUGGUGUCGAAGAGUUAA